CCACCCAAAUGUUCAAAUGUCAUUUCAUUUAUCUCCAUUUUGACUUUUGAGGUUAUAAUAAUCACUAAUAAUCAAAUAACUUAUUUACUAAUAAUGGGCGAUAAGAAUGAAGUAGUAGAAACAUUAAACGCGGCAAAGUCGUAUUUAAAUCACUUAGAAAAUUUAAACAAACAGCUCGAAAAUGCGGAAAAACAAAUUUGCGACACUUCCAAAGAAUCAGAGAGAAACAUUGAAACCACUUUCAGCAAUCUUUUAACUAACCUGACGGAGAUUUUGUUAAAUCGUAAGGAUAUUCUAAUUAGAAAAGUACAAAAAACAAGGAAACAAAGCUUAGCCCCUUUAGAAGCAAGUAGAUCUGAUAUUUUUAGUAAUAUUGAAAAGACCAAGAAACUUAUAAGAGAGGGUCAGUCUUUAUUAAAUAGUAGUAGAGAAAACUUGGAUGAAUUCAGCCAAAAAUCAAGUUUUCUUGGAAGUCUUCCUGCAAUACCAGAGCUCAAAGAAGUGCCUUUUAUCUCAUUCCAUUAUGAACCAAAUUUAGAAUCAGAAUUACUGGACAUUUGCUCUCAAUUUGGAGACGUUUCCAGAAUUGCACCAGUUCAAAUAAGCCAAACUGUAGAAAAACCUGGUGCUGUUCUGGUAGAGUGGCAAAGUGUAGAUGAUGAGCGUUGUGUUGAUAUUCAAGAAUUUCGAUUGCAGAGAGCAUUCGGUGAUGUUAUUUCUGAGAAACACUUGGAAACAAAUUUUUUUGAUUGUUAUGUGGGAGCAGAAACGCAGUUUUUAGUGAAGGAUUUACAUCCCAAUCAGUUGUAUUCUUUUAGAGUUUGUUGUAAAUUUGAAGGCUCAAGUGAUUGGAGUCCAUGGUCUUUGCCUCAAGUCACUAAAACAACCAUCAAACCAUUCUCUUGGGCUAGUAACAAAGAUUUUGUUUUUGCUGAUGGCAAUAAAAUUGCCACACCUGUAAAAGAAAUGCCAUCUUUAUUACUGUCUGAUGGACCACAAUUUGCUGUUGGAUAUUCUGUUGAGUUUUCGUAUUUAGAGUUUGAUAAUAAAUGUUCUACUAUUGCAUUAGUUGCCGCCAAGGAUGCUACUGAUAUUAAAGAAAUUAAGUCAAGCAGUCACAGCUAUUUUGCUCUUGAUACCACUGGUGAAAUUUAUGUUGAUGGUGUAAAAAAGUCUACCAAGUUACCUGAAGCUGCCAAAGGAUUAAAAAUUUGUUUUAUGUGUGAAUUAAUCAAUGAUGAUAAAGUAAGAGUUAAUAUUGAUACAUGUAAUAAGCAAGUAACUUAUGACUGGCAAAUAUGUAAAACAGAUAAAUUAUAUUUUGCCGCGCUUUUAAAGUCGCCCGCCAGUAAAAUAAUGGUUGAAUAAUUUAUUUACCUAAUGAUACUCAUAAAUAAAAAUGUUUUAA
Messenger RNA from Tribolium madens (black flour beetle), 1408 nucleotides. RefSeq names its product cytokine receptor-like factor 3. The record is from RefSeq and is a predicted model, not a curated record. Gene Ontology annotation, molecular function: protein binding. Bases 94 to 1368 code for a protein of 424 amino acids. NCBI's taxonomy places the organism in Eukaryota, Metazoa, Arthropoda, Insecta, Coleoptera, Tenebrionidae. The transcript is spliced from 5 exons.